GUAAAAUCUCUCAGGUAAACACCGAUAAAGAAGCGUAUUCACACGGCAACAGGUGCACUCCUUCCCAAAGAGAGACUCAUCGUGGAUAUAAAGCAGCAGGUCGAGCUGCAGGAUGACCGGUAGAACAGUUUAAAGAAGGUUCCCGAGGGCCACAGGUCUAAAAGUUGAAACCCACUCCCUGUGAGACCACCAUCGUUCCACCAUGAAGAGGAACAAGCAGAUCAACAUCCAGCGCACCCUCGCUCUGGCCGGCGCCUUCCACUUCCUGUCCUCUUGCGCCCGGGCCUCGCUGCUGCCCUUCCUCCCGCUCUUCCUCCGUCAGCAGGGUCUGUCUCCCUCCAUGACGGGCAUCAUCAUGGGCACCAAACACCUCAUCGCUCUGCUGUGGAGCCCCGCCUCCAGCCUGCUGUCCAAACACUACAACCAGAGGAGGGCGGUGAUCGUUGGAUCUCUGGUUUGUUCGGCGUCCGUCGCUCUUCUUCUACUGUUCUUCCCGCCUGUGGACGUGCACGAAAACUGUCAUUUUACGAGUGAUCUGAGCGGUGGUCCGACGCAAAGUCCGACAGACGGUGGCAUGUUACCCAGAACUACGGAUUCUCAAACUCCUGCAAAGACACUCGCUGAUGCUCAACCUGCUCCUGUUCUGACAAACGAAACGGCACUUCUGGAUAAACCUCCGCUUCCAGAAGACAAUGCGAACAAAAGUCAGACAAGUGGUGGUGUGAUGAAGACCAUUGUUGCACCUUCAUCUUUAUCCAAAACUAAAGCUAACAAUGCUACUCUUCCUCAGUCUGCAAGUGUUCCUGCAAAAAGACUCGCUGAUGCUAAACCUGCUCCUGUUCUGACAAACGAAACGGCACUUUAUGAUCUGGAUACACCUCAGCUUUCAGAAGAUAUCCCAAACAAAAGUCAGACAGGUGGUGGUGGUGCGAUUAAGAGCAGUGUUGCACUUUCCUCUUCAUCCAAAACUAGGAAGAAGAGGUCAGAAAUAAAGAUGGAGGAGGAGAACAACCAGAGACAGUUUGAGUUUCUGGGCAGCCUGAAGGUGAUGGACGCUCAUCACCAGCUCUUCUUCCUCAUCCUCAUCACCGUGUCGCUGUGGGAGUUAAUGGCGGCGCCCCUCGAAUGGACGGCGGACGACGGACUGUACGAGUAUCUCGACUUCGCGGAUGCUUCGGAUCGAUACAGAAUCACCUCUAUUUGGAAGAUCCUCGGAGCAGCGUUUGGCGUCGGAGGAACCGGACUUCUCGUUAGCCGAUUACCCUGCCUCAUAGCCGGGGGUUUCCCUCGGAUGGCCGCACACUUCUUCCUCUACGCUGUCAUCGGAUUUGUGGCGCUUCCCGUCGCCGCCUACCUGCCUCUGCACCUGAAUAAGAAGCGGGAUCGGGGUUUCGGUCUCCUGAAAGCGUUGCAGCUGGUCCACAACUCCCCCCACGCUUUGCUUUGCCUCGCCACCACCUUUUUAGUGGGGUGCGCUGGAUCCGUUGUGGAUAAUUUCCUCUUGUGGCAGAUGCAGGACCACGGGAGCAGCGAGAUGCACAUGGGGGUCUCGUUAGCCCUCGCUUUAAUCUCACAGGCUGUCUAUCCUUUACUCAAAGGGCGGAUUUCGAAGCUGCUCACCCCAGGAAAGGUGCUCGUCGUCGGGGCAGCAAGCCUCGGUGUGCAGUGCUUCUACUUCUCCUUCCUGUGGGGGCCGUGGGCUGUGAUUCCCGCCCAGAUGUUGAGUUGUUUGAGCUCCGGCGCCCUCUGGUGGGCCGUGAAGAUACAGUGUGAGGAGGUGGCUACACCAGGUUCAGAGAGGAGUGUGAGGAGGAUCUUCAGCUCUCUUUCGCUAAAUUUGGGGAGUAGUUUGGGGAGUUUCGCCGGGGGCUUUGUGGUGCAGAGGUUCGGGCUGACGUGGCUGUUCAGAGGGACGGCGAUGUGUGUGAUGUUGUGGUGUGUGUGUCUGCCGCUGCUGCAGUUUAAAGCCCCUCGACAGUGCAGGAUUAAUUACUCCAGACUGCUGGCGGCUAACGGGAGCGACGCCAGCGACUCUGAGAGCGAGUCGGACUGGCUGGAGAAAGCGAUGGAAGAGAACAGAAGCAACUCGGGGAGAAAGAUCCACUGAGCUGAGGGCAAAAGGAUUCAAAAGGUGAAGUAGCUAGAGAUGAUUUACCUCUACGAAGUAAAAUGAUAGAUCCAUUUAUAUCAGAGGGUAUAUAAGAGUAAUCAUAAAGAAAUUGUUGGUCAACUUGCACUCGUAUAACUUUGUCGACCAAUCAAUUUGUUGUCUUAAUUGACAGAAUUAUGAAAAAGCACAACUUUAUAAACCCCUGUUUCCAAGAGAUGUGUGCAAAAAUGACAACUACUGUAUAGUGAAUUAUGACUGAAAAGUGAUAGAAAGUUCUGCUUUUCUAAAACAAAUAUCUACAUCAUAUAUUUAUAUACUUGACCCUGCCUUUACAACAUUAGAGAACCCCUUUUUAUUUCUGAGGUAGGGUACAAACUAUGCAAAACAUUUGUUAUUUUCUUUGUCAAUCUUAAAUUGUAUGUUGUCCUAUGUUACAAAAAAAACUCUUCUGAUCACAAGUGUCAUAGAAAAAGUGAUUCAGCAAGAAAAAGACAAUACUAAUUGAUACAGGAUGUUACACCACUGAUGUCAGAAGUGUUGUGAUAACUAAAACUACUAACCCCAACUAAUCCUACCAAUAUAUUUGUUUCGUACUGUCUUGCUUGUAUCCUUAACUUCUGCUAAGGAAGCUCAGCCGAAAGAAAGCUCAUGGAUUUCCUUCUUUGACAGCUUUAAUUAAAGUCAAAGUGCCAAUGUUUAACUUUAGCUGCUCAUCAUUUCUUCCAUCAGAGUCAAAUGGAGUGGCAGUCUGCAGUUCAAAUGUCUUAAAGCUUUACUGAUGGACUUCCUCUCUGAGCCACCUGAGCCUUUUCACAUUAGCACAAGCAAUCAUUGUCUUUUAUAUAAAGCAAACAAGGUAGCAGGAUUAUGCUCUGCAGAAGAAGACGAGGCAAGUUUAACCGCUCUGGGUUUAAGUUAUUUUUCUUCAGGUGUAAACACAAGAUGUUUGCAGAGGAUGAGGCUCUGGCUUCUGGUUUCACCACACCCUAAAGCCUGUUUAUCUGCUGUGAAUAUCACCACUGGCAUGCAUUGUGUUUGUGCCUUUAUUCUACACUCUUUAAACUGCUGACAUUAUUUAAAAGGCGGGAUGGUGAUCGUUCUGGCAGUUCAUUAUGCAAACUGUGUCAAUCACUUGGUAUGGUAUUUAAGUAAUUUCUAAAGAGUUUCUCAUUAUAAUUUAUUUUAUUUGUCGAAAACAACGUCCUAAAAAGGGGCCAGUGGAGGGAUGUUGUGCAUGUUUGAUUAACAGAUCAAUUAUAUUUAAGUUGGAGACCAUACGUUUGUCCUAGAGUUAUCUACAUGUACUGAUUGUCUGAUGUUUGUUCUCUAAGAGCUUCCUUCCAUUUUGCCGAAAAUAAAAGGAUUACAGUUGUUUGAUAUUUUGAUCGUCUUGGUUUAAAAGAUUCUUGGAGUCAAAUUGAAUGAUACUUAGAAACAAAGGGUAACUGGGAUUGUAAUUUUGUGUGAGAAUCUUGUGUUAAAGCAAAUGUGUUUUUUGAGCUGUGUCGGAAAAUGUUUAUCAAAACUGUAUUUCAAUUUCACGAAACAUACCGCAUGUCAAAAUGUGUAUUUUGAUGUGUUAGAAAUCAUUAGAGAUGUGUGUUGAAAAUAAAAUAUGUUGUCUUAAAGGGACAGUGCACCCAAAAACAAAUAAACAUAUUUUUCCUUUUACAUUU
Messenger RNA from Trematomus bernacchii (emerald rockcod), 3786 nucleotides. It is a transcript of the gene mfsd6l, whose product is annotated as major facilitator superfamily domain containing 6-like. Gene Ontology annotation, cellular component: membrane. The record is from RefSeq and is a predicted model, not a curated record. The transcript has 2 exons. NCBI's taxonomy places the organism in Eukaryota, Metazoa, Chordata, Actinopteri, Perciformes, Nototheniidae. Bases 203 to 2107 code for a protein of 634 amino acids.